AUGAUCCCCUUCAUGCUUAUCGCGUGCUUGGCUACGGCCACCGCCACCACCGCCACAACUUCCAACACUACGACCACUAGCGAACCAUCGACCAACUCCACCAAAGAGAUCCUCAGCGCAAGCGAGACGGCAGAUCCGGGUAAAGUCGAAAUCGUGAAGCAAAUUCGUCGCCUGAACGAGGAUGGAUCCUAUACCAUCGGUUAUGAAGCCGACGACGGCACGUUCAAGAUAGAGAGCAGAGAUGUGUUGGGCAAUGUGAAGGGCACUUUCGGCUACAUAGACCAGGAUGGUGAAAUUAAACGAGUCACCUACUCUUCCUCUGGAGAAACUACACCGAUUCCUGUAACAACUAGCACGACGCAAAGUACACCGACAGCUGUCAGAGUCAAUAAGACCAUCUCAUCGACCACCAGGAGACCGUUAGCGACCGUAGUAUAUCCAACAAGAAGCAGCAUCAGGGAAAGUGCAACUAGAGGUACAGUGAUACAGUCUAUUCCAAGAAGACGUCCAGUAUCCACAUCAGCUAGAGCUACGACGAGUCAGGAGACGACCACAGAGAAACACAUUGUCGAAGAGACGACCAGCAAUAUUAUCAAUCUUUAUAAGCCCAGGGAGAGAGAAGAAACAAAAACAAGGACUCAAAUUUCAAAGCCAAUGUCCGCCACAGUGAAAGACGAUUUAAUUACCAAACAAACGACCACAAGUUUACCGCAGACCGUGAAACCUGUCCAUGAGAAUGUUGAGGAAGAUGAUCCUGAAGCUAGUAAGGCGAACACCAUACGCAGGGCGCUGCCAGGCACGAUUCACGAGCCCAAUUCGCACAUGAUGACUCUUCAACAAUCAGUUGGUGACGAUUCAACGGACGUGUACGGAAGUCACCAAUCACUUGGGAGCGUACGCCCUCUCUUUACAACCACUACCUCCAGGCCUCGAAUAAUACCAAUAAACACGUUAGUGGCCGCGAGACAAAAGCUACAGCAUAGAUAUCAAGAUCCCAUUCAAGAGCAGGAGACGACGGUGGAAGCCAGUACUGGCCGUGUCUUUGACCAGCAGCGGGGUGUGACAACGAACCCCGUGCCUGUAGUCCAUGUACAUCCUCAUCGGGAUGCAGAUGAGAGGCUUUAUCAGCAACCAAUAUACAGAAGACCUCAGGCGACUGUUCAGUUUCGCACUGAUGAAUACUUGAGAGACCAUCCGGGGGCUCCAAUACCAAUUGGGAAUCAGCGGCCCUUUCUCCACUACGAAUAUCCAGAUAAAGUACUGGAGCAGCAGUUUAUGAAAGAGGCUCCUUCCACCCAGCAAAACAAAGGCACUGUGGAAACCGCGACCGUUCCUUACGAGGUGAGGCCAGCGCAAAGAAUUAUCCCUAUACCAGUAGACGAGAGGGGUGUCCCUAUACAGGGAUACCAAGCUCGAUUCGUCAAUCCGUAUAGACCUAGCCCAACGCCAGUAGUAUACCAACAGCGGUACGAUCCCCUUGAAGAAAUGAAUUCUAUAUCGGCACCGGUGAGUACGAGGGAUCUGAAAAGGCUUCUUCAGAUUUUGAUACUGAGACAGAAUCGUCUGCAAGCCUUAAUGGAUCAAAUAGUGGCCCCUAGUCCACCUUACCAGCAUUUGUCACAGUACCGUCAGGACUAUGACUACAAUCGCGGACAAAUGUCCCGUUACGUGGACGAGGAUCGCUUCGACUAUAGAUACGAUCAGCAGUACAGGUCCGUACCCUAUCAGGAGCAGAUGGGUUUCGAUGAUGACCAAUACGAGAGCCAGAGAUACGUCCCGCGCAGGAGGGCGUACAGACGUCCGUACGAUGCGGCUGGCUCCUCUUCAAACAACGUAGAGGAGACGCCGGAGUACCUGCCACCGGAGAUCCGCGAGGCUUUGCUGCUAAAGAUGCUGAUGCUGGCCAUCAAUCCGGACUACGUGCCGACUCCAGCACCUUCAACGGAGCUCACAACAGCUGCACCAACUCGGAAGCAGGUAAGGAACGUGCAAGUCCUAGGCGAGGAGGGCUCCGAAGUGAAAUCCGUGCAAAGACAU
Iphiclides podalirius (scarce swallowtail) is the source of this 2037-nucleotide messenger RNA. Lineage: Eukaryota; Metazoa; Arthropoda; Insecta; Lepidoptera; Papilionidae. The record is from the annotation of a GenBank genome assembly.